GCAAAAAAGUCUCCCCAUGUUGGGGCCCUCUCUGUAAUUUUCCAAUUUUCGACGUGGUUGGGUCGCUGGAGCGCAUGCAAACAUUUCGGUGGCGCAACCGAUAAAAGCUCUGCUCGUCGCGUAGGUGUGUGCUUAUAUACAUACAUAGGGGCCUCGUGUCGACGCCGGUUGCAUUAACGUUUUUGGUGCGUUGCGCCGCGUACUUCUGCUGACCGCCUGAUUGUUUUGCCUGUGUGUUUAUCCUCCCAUACACACGGACACAAACACGGACCGAACGGACACACACAAGCGUAAUGUGAAAUCAUAAUAAAGUGUAACAUACCGUUAUAGUUAUUACAUGUGUGCGUGUGCAAUAAUUAAUAUUUGUGUGGAAUCGAAAAGCCGGAUUGUGUUUUGGUGCCUGCAAAAGCCUGUGCGAUGGCAGGAUCUUUGUAAAAUGGAAACAUUUGCAGGCGGCCUUUGGAUGAAUGAACAGCAACAACACAGAAUCGGCGGCAGCUAGAACGAAACACCCACAGACAGACAAACAGAAAGAGAGAGAGAGAGAGAGGGCGUGCUAGAGAGAGCCAAACAAACGUAGUAAGCAGACAGCUAGCCAGCCAGCCACCAAAACAACAAAGAGAAUAUAAGUAAUUUGCAUCGGCUGUUAGUGGAGCAGCCUCGACAGAAGACCCAGCCCCAGUCCUAGCCCCCAGUUGCAGUUGCAGUUCCAGCUCCAGUUUCUGCCACACACACACACACACACACAACAGUCAUGGUGAUAAGCAAACCCGAAACGAAAUCGGCAGCGUCCAAUGGAGCGGCAACCGGAUCUGUUGCGGCAGCGACUGCGACUGCCGCCGAAAUGGAUGUCGGGGGCAAUAGUCUGGCACAUCCCUCGGGAAUACCACAGGAUCAAAUAGACAAUAUCAUGAGCGGCAUUGGCAACACGGGCAAUGUCCGCAUGAACAAUCACCGCAAGAAGCUGCGACAAAGAUUUGAUAUUAUUAAGAAACUAGGUCAGGGCACCUAUGGCAAGGUGCAGUUAGGUAUUAAUAAGGAAACCGGCCAGGAGGUGGCCAUCAAAACCAUCAAGAAAUGCAAAAUCGAGGCAGAGGCCGAUCUGGUGCGCAUCAGGCGCGAGGUCCAGAUCAUGAGUUCGGUGCAUCAUCCCAACAUUAUACACAUCUAUGAAGUAUUUGAGAAUCGAGAGAAAAUGGUGCUGGUCAUGGAGUUUGCCGCUGGCGGCGAGCUCUACGACUACCUGUCCGAGAGGAAGGUCCUCAACGAGGAGGAGGCGCGACGCAUCUUCCGGCAGGUGGCCACCGCCGUCUACUACUGUCACAAGCACAAGAUCUGCCAUCGGGAUCUGAAGCUGGAGAAUAUACUGCUGGACGAGAAGGGCAAUGCCAAGAUUGCCGACUUUGGUCUGUCGAAUGUGUUCGAUGCUGGCCGACUGUUGGGCACCUUCUGCGGCUCCCCGCUGUACGCAUCGCCCGAAAUCGUCGAGGGCACACCCUACCAGGGACCGGAGGUGGACUGCUGGUCGCUGGGAGUGCUGCUCUACACUCUAGUCUAUGGGUCCAUGCCCUUCGAUGGCUCCAACUUCAAAAGACUCGUCAAGCAGAUCAGCCAGGGCGACUACUAUGAGCCGCGGAAGCCGUCGCGCGCCUCCACCCUCAUCCGGGACAUGCUGACGGUGUGCCCCCGGAAACGGGCCACCAUCGAGCAGAUCUGCGCCCAUUGGUGGGUCAACGAGAACGACAAUGUCUCGUGCCUGGACCUGGCCGAGGAUCUGGCCAAUCAGACGCCCGUGCGUCUGGAUGUGCUGCUCUCCCUGACGCCGGCGGCCAUCACGGCGGACCAACUGGUGGUGCCAUCCGCCGAGGGGGCGGCCGCAGCGGCCAAGGCGGCGGCCAACGAGCGUGUGCCCCGCUCCCAUUCGGUGGGCUCCAUACGCGACAUGGGGCCGCCCAGCACGGAGGCAGAGCGUCGCAUCCUGGACAUGGUUGCUGCCGGUGGAGAGGCCGCCCUGAUGCCAUCGCCCACAAGGACCAUCACGCCCGCCCAAAGCCCCGUGCAGACCAAACGGAAGCUGCAGCCCACCGUCUCCACCGAGAAUGCGGCAGGAACCACGGCCAAGAAGAAGGAGAAGCCGGCCAACAAUUCGUUUGUGAUCAGCGCAGGAGCAGCACCGCCACAACCACUUGCUCCGCCACCGACUGAGCCCUUGCGACCAGCACCCGCACCACCGACCCUUAUGGAGGCGGAGACUGUGCCCGAGGGGAAGCCAAUGGAGCCGAGCUUCUCGCAGAAGGACAUGCAGAUGGUGGGCGACCUGUGCGAGCAGCUGAUGGGGGGAGAUGCCUCCGGCACGCCCACACCCACACCGACGCCCGCACCCACGCCAGCACCGACUGCCACCGCAGCGGCACCAGUGCCUGUGGCCCGGCAGCCGACGCGCGGCAAACUGGACGCCGUGGCCGAGACGCCCGAGGAGAAGGAUGCCACCAAGGUGAUCAAGAAGUUUGUGAACAAGCACAAGACCGCCGACCUGGUCAACGCCAUCAACGAGAGUGCCAACACGGCAAGCGGCAAGGUGGCGCCAACAGCAGCGACUGCGCCCCCAUUCGUGCGCAAGUGCAGCCUGCAGGAUGAGUCGACGCUGAACAAGUUCAAUGCCGAGCGCCGCAAGUCGCGCAUCCUGGAGACGGCGGAGAAGUUCCAGCCACCGCCACCCAUCACGACAGGACCAGGAGGCCAGGCGGCGCCCGAGAAGCCCAAAAAGCUCAGCAUACCCGGCGUCAGUGUGGGCAGCUUCAAGAAGGAGUUCGAGCGCAAGGCCACCAAUCCGCCAGCCACCGCCGGACCCACGCCCGGCGAGCUGCGCGCCCAGGAGCAGGUGGCCGCUGCGGCGGCUGCUGCCCAGGAGGCCGAAUCCCAGCCCCUGGUCACACCGCCAGCCUCGCCCGUGGUGCAUGCCCAGUCGCAGUCCCUGGAGGCCAGCGACUCGAAGAACUCGGUGACCUCGAUCUCGCUGGACGAGGCCCGCCGUUCGAUGGAGAACUCGAUAGCCCUGCUGCUGCAGGCCCAGAACGAGUCCAACAAGGAGGUCGACCAGCUGUGCGCCCAAACGGAGACGAUCGGCGUCAGCGAGCCCACGCCCACCAGGGAGGAGCGCGAGCGUAAGUUGAAGAACGCGCGCGCCAUCAUCGGAAACGCCAUCCAGCCGGUGAUACGCAGGCCGGCACCGUUUUGUGGCAUCGGCAACGGCAAUGGCAAUGGCUUGGGCGGUGGCAGUGGCAGUCGCGUAGGCGUGAGUGGGCCCAACAGUGCACCGAUACGUGGAGAAAGUGGCAGCAAUUUUAUGGACUAUCUGACGCCCUCGCCGCCGAUAUGUGGCCCACAGACAGCGCCGCCAGUGCUGAUCUCACCCAAUGCCUUGGCGGCGGCCAAGCAGACCAUACAGCAGCGGCUCUUUGGUGGUGGACUGCCCGGCAAAUCAUCGGCAACAUCGAAGCGGCCGGCCACAUGGCAGCCCCAGGCGGCCUACAGCUCGGCGAGCAUCUUCCAGCCUGCGAACAGCAGUCCGUUCAGGAUGCUGCAGCAAAAGUACCAGCAGGAACAGCAGCGAGGAUCGGGUGCCAUGUUCGCGCCGCAGCCAUUGCCACAAUAUGCCCAGCAAGCCAACAGCAGCGGCGUCAACAGAGGCGGCAACAGCGGCAACAACAGCAGCAACAGCAAUUGCAACACGAUGCCUAAUGUCAAUUACAAUGUCAGUUCGCGCACGAGACCAUUUCAUAAUCAAGCUCAAGACACACUCAAUACCAAUGCCAUGCCCGCGGCCAUGUGGCUGAAAUCUUCGCCCGGAGCCGAAGGACAGCCGGGCACACCCGGUGCCGUCAAGACCUCCACAGCCUCAAUUACCCUCAAGUCGGCCACUCUGCCGCGCCGCAAGAUCAAUGCCAAGUCGGAGGUGCAGCUGGAGAUCAAGCCGCGCAUACCAGAGCAGGCACCGCAGCCGGCCAUGCGUUUCAGCACCGAGAUGCAGCAUCCGGUGGCCGAUCUGCGCAGCGCCCCGCCGCGCGAAGGCCCCAUACCGUACAGCCCCAUCAAGACGACGCUGCAGGCGCGAGCGACCAGCCUGGAGCCCAAGGAGCAUGUCAUCACCAUCCAGCGACCACCCACGCAGCACGCCUACGGACGCACCAGCUCCAACACAACCACGCGCUCCGGCUCACUGUCACGCCAGUCGACGGUCGAAUCCGAAUCGGAUGCGACCACCACCACGGCCACAAAUAUGUCACAGGCAACCGUGACAGGACUGGGCACCUCCCAGCCCAUCAAGAAGAGUCCACGUGAAUUUAUCAUACCGAUUGCCGUCGAGGGCGGUGGCUUCAUCACGCCCCGAGAGCGCAGCAUCGAGCCAUCCGAAUCGAGUCACACCACCGCCUCCAGUCGGUCCACCUUUAGCCGACUGCGUCCGUCGCGUCGCAUUGGCUCCCUGCUCAGCGAGGCCGGCUUCGAUGAGGGUUCGCCAUUCCAGAAGAUGCGCACCACCUCGACAACACGUGACGGCACCGGAGCCGGGCCCGGGGCCGAUGAGGAGGCACGCUUCACCCCACACCGACUCAGAAGCUCAAGACCUGUCAAGAAAAUUAGUCAGGACAACGACUCGCAAAGCUCUAACGAAGAGGAUGAUGACGACGAUGAUGGCUUUGAGAUACUCACGGCGGAGAAUCUGUUCUCGACACUGCUGCAGCGGGUGCGAAACUUAACGAAUCGCCUCAACGUCAACAGCGACCUGACAGUCGGUUUCCCCAGCCAUUCUAGUCGCCUGCUCACGGACAUCUCGCGGCAGGCACAGAGCCACAGUCCAUUCUGGAGCCAGGGAGUCUCACCCUUUGCCAGCGUGCAUAGAUCCCAAGUUAGUUAUACGAGUAGCUAUAGCGAGACGGUCGAGAAGAAGCAAGUCCGCCUGAACAGUGGCAGCAACAGCGGAGGCCUGGGUGCCCCCUGGCGGCACAGCAUGUCCCGGGACCUGGGCAGCGACAUGGAAUCGAUGUUCUCGCGCACCGGCGCCACGUUGCCAAGAGGUCACCACCAGGGCAAGGGCAGCUCCAGCAAGCCCAGCUCGGCGCCGGCCCAUGUGGAGAAGACCGCCCCAACAGCAGCGACAACCGCAGCGGCAGCCGGCACCGCUGAGGAGCCUCUGGACCUGGCCGACCUGGAUCUCUCGCGUCUGCGGCUGAGCAAGAAGGAUCUCGAAACGCUGUCCAGCAUCACGCCGGGACUGCCCAAGUGCUUUCAGGAGCAGCUGCUGGCCAAGCUGCCGCCCACCCAGGCCCGCAAGCUGUCCCGCACCCUGAGCGUGCAGACGAGUGCCCCCAGCAGCGCCAACACCCAGAAGCCCUACAAGCGCAGUCAGAGCGGCGGCCGCGGCUACUUGCCGGAUCAGCCGGAGGAGGAGUACAAGCCGAAGCCCCUCACAGAUGCACCCAAGACAACGGCGGCCAGUACGGCCAUCUAUCGACGCAGCCUGAGCCGGAGCCAGGCCCUGACCCAGACCCAGGCACAGCCCAAUCAGGAGGGGACAACCGGAGCGGGAGUACAGCCUGCAACGACGCCGACUACGACCAGCAAGAGCCGCAGCAGCAGCGUAUGUCGGGAUGACUACGGCAAGUCCUCGCUCUGCAGCAGCACCUACACCAGCGACAUCAGUGACAAGUACAAGUACUACUCCCCCUACUUGAGCAAGUCCAGUAAUGGAGCGACAACGACGACGACGAAGGAGGUGCCGGAAAAGCGUUAUAGCGCUGGCCUGGGGCGUCCGCCAAGCGGCUGCCUGUCGCCACCGCCGAACGGUGCAUUGCCGCCGAACGUGCCACCGGGCGAGGGCAGUAGUUCCCUGCGCGGACGCUCCUCGCAGCGCCGAAUCUCACGUUUUCUGCGGCCCGACUUCUUCGACGAUCCACGCGAUCGCGACACGCAGACCAUGUUGCGGGACAUACGCGAGAAAUCCAGCGAUCGCAUGGAGCAGGCGGAUCUGCGUCGGCGCAAGCACAGUCUGCCCAACGUGGAGCAAGCCGAUGAGGUGCCCACACUGGAGCCAGGGCCAGUCAGGUCAUCGAUGCGUCACACGCGCAACAAGAGCGUGGAACUUUUCCCAGAUGCACCCGAAGGCACCCAACAGACAGGACAGACAGCACAGGACUCUUCAGGCAAGCGCUCGGGACUGCGACAACGAAGUGUGUCCAGGCCACGUGAGCUGGAAACCGAUCUGGACAAGCAUGAGCUGGCGGAUAAGAUUCUGCAAGAGCUGCAGCUUCUCUCCGCCGUACGUACCCAGCACGAUCAGGGGCAGACUCCCGAUGGAGAAACUGACAAGACAGAGGAGACCUCAACCAUCCGCAAGGUGAAGAAGGUGAAGCCCAAGGAUGUCGCUUCCAACGAGGCGGAGGCCACCAAGCUCUCAACGACGACAACAACAACAACCACCACGCUGGUCCGCAAAGUCAAGAAGGUGUCCAGAAAGGCAGACGAGCCGAAGACGCCCAGUACGGAGACAGCUGCCACAGAGAUGCCAGUGCCUGCCUCUACGCCCAAGGAGACCCGGCUGAAGCGCCCCAAGUCCUACCCCAUGAAGGACCUCGGUCUGAGCCUCAAGUCUGGAACGGAGCUGCCCGAACCCUCGGCCUCGGCCUCUGCCUCGGCCCUGCCCAGCAAGCUUCCGAGCAAGCUGCCAUCAGCUGUGGGCAACGACUCUCAGGCUGGGGAGAAUGCGCCACGGGAGAGCCGCCUGAUGCGUCCCAAGAGCUAUCCGGCCACCAAACUGGCCACGCCCAAGGAAUUGCGUAAGGUCACACGGAGCGGGGUGGCCAUUCCCACCAUUGCGGAGGCGACUCCAACUGCCUCGGCAGAUAUCUCCGCCACUGGCACUCCCGUCAGCUCCAAGUCCACGUCGGAAGAGAAAUCUCUUUCGGCCACGCCCACCGGCACCAUGAGUAACGUGAUCGAUACCAAGGAUACGGCCUCUUCAUCAAGCGACUCGCGGCCGACGACUAUCAAGAAGAUCAUCAAAGUGUCCAAGAAAUCCAAGCUGGUGCCACCAACGCCAGUGACGCCCACCACGUCGCCCUCAGCCACAACAACCACAAACACCACGGCCACAACAACACCUGCAGACAGCUCCAAGGAGUCGAGUCCGGUGAUCAAAUCGAAGGAGAAGUCGCCGGAGAAGAAACCCAGCAAGGGCCUGCUCUACGCCCUGGGCCAGAAGUUCGAGAAGCUGCGGGACUCGGCCAUGAGCAAGGACAAGAAGACGGCCACAUCCGGAGGGACGACAGCCUUGGCCUGCACCCAGAAGCAGGGCUCACCCGAAGAGCGCAACUCCCCUGAGAAGGCCACGAUACUGCGCAAGAAAAAAUCUCUGGAGGCUGAGAUAUCCAUCGAGCUGCCGGCCGAAGAUAAGCGCGUGGACAAACGGUCCCGCUUCGAUAGCAUGCUGCGAUCUCUGAGGGAGCGUUCUGUGCCUCGCUCCCAGUCCAGCUCAAGGGCGAGUCCCAAGCGAGCGGCCAGCGUGGAAGAGCUGCAUGCAGGAGUCGGCCCAGACGGGGCCACCGGGAAGCAGAGUGGAGCCGUCAACAAGAUGUUCGGUGGACUGCUACGACGCUUCGAUCGGGAGAGCAGCGAACAGAGGCGUGUGCGGAGCACUCGAUCCACCAGCAACAUUGAGCGCCAGGUGCGCGAGGAGCAGGAUCCUAUGCUGCCGACAUCGCCCAUCUACCAGAACGUGGUGAAGGCCAAGCCAAUUGCCCCGGCCGCCACCGAAGAGAACUGCAACUGCGAGACGGCCUGUCCGGACUGCAGACAGAACCAGGGACAGGCCAUGAAGCCGACCAGCGCCAGCAGUAGCACCACCCCGAGCAUCAAGGAGAAGCGCAAAGGUCUGAUGUUGGAUCUGGCCAGUGCCCAGGGGGCCAGUGGUGCGAGUGGUGCGGCCAGCGCCGUGACUACAGCCACCACCACCACAAGUGGCAGCAGCUACCGCGGAUCCAAGACCAAUCCGGCGCUCAUCAAUGGCAACGGCGGGAUGGGACUGUACUCGAAUCUGCCACCUUAUCCGGGGGCCAUGAAGAGCGCCUCCUCGAACAACAGCUCCAGCCAGCAGUCCGUGGAGAAUGCCACCAACAACAACUCGACGAACACGAACAACAACUGCAGCUCGCAGACGUCGGGGUACCGCACCUCGUCGGCGCAUGAGAUCAACCGGAACAAUCCGAUGCUGACGCCCUCCUUCGAGAACAUUGCCAACUACUCCUCGGACUCGCGCAGCUACCAGGAUGACUGCGCCUCCACCUCGACGUUCCUGUCGCCCACCGAGGAGCCGGAGCUGUACUUUGACAACUGGUCGAUCUGCUCCGAGGACAACUACAUGCUGCACGCGACGCCCUCGCCCACAGUGUCGCGCCUGUCGCGGGCCUCGCUCUCCUCGCCCACGCGCUGCUCGGAGAGCUCCGAUCCCAACGAGAGCGUCAUUGAUCGCAUCAAGCGGCGGAGCUUCUACAGCCGCUUCAACGAGCAGAAGAAGCCGCGUCGCACCAGCAGCAUCGUGGGUCCCUCGGCGGUGCGGGACUACUACAGGGAACAGCAGGCGGCGGUCAAGGCUCGCUCCAGCCACAAGUUGCAUGUGGCCGAGGUGGAGCCACGUUCCCACUCCCCGGACAUUGCCCAGCAGUUCUUCAGGCCCCUGAAGCUGAGCCCAGUGGGCACGGAGCUGAAGCCUCCCAUGUACCGCUCGCCGUUGGACUACUCCACCUCGUCGUCGGGUGGGGCCACGAGCAAGCCGCGCAAGAGCCUCAACGACAUACGCAACACCUCGCCCUCGUUCCUCAGCAAGCGGUACGAGGUGCACGACUACAGCUCCGUGCCCAUGCGAUACAAGAGCUCCUCCAGCUCGAGUCCCAGCAACGGAGCCAUCGCCAGUGGCUACUACAACACGUACAAUCCCAAGCGCCGCUCCUCCUACACCCUGAACGGCAGCCUGCCCACGGCCAGCAGCAGCAGUGCGGCCGGCAGCAGCCACCUGGAUGGUUAUGCCACCCUGGGACGACGCUCCAUCCGACCCUACGAUCAUCGGACGAUGUCGCUGCUGGAGCCACCAACAACCAGCAGCAGCAGUGCUGCCGGUAGCAGCGCCUACCAGAGAAGGGAAGCACGCACACCGGUGCGGGACUACACCUCCAGCAUUUCACGAUCCGGAUCGCGUUACCGCACUUCUUCGGCUACUCGCAGUCCGACAAACAUUUGAUGUACCACACCGCAGAAUGGCUUCUGCAUCUUCUGCUACUACUCGAAACGGAAAAAGGCCAGCCCCGGCCAUCAAGGGAACGGGCACGGACAUGGCCAGGCCAUGAGCACGCCGGCCAACACACCUGCCUCCUCGUCGGUAUCGGCCUCAUCCUCGCGCGCCAGCAGUGGCGGAAACAAGAAACAACAACAGCUCCAGCUACAGCCUGCCCAGAGCCAGACGCAGUCUGCCCACCAUCACCACCAUAAUCCCCAUAAUGAGCACAACAAGUUCUAGACCCCGGACACCCAGUUCCCAGCAUCCAAUUAAUUGUAGAGAAUUUUUGAUAAUUUUUUGAUAUAGCCAAAGUUAUAAUCUAGAGUGCAGUGCCACCUUUGGACGCUGCUAUUAGUCGUAGGUUUGUUGUAGUUCGGAUAUAGCGGAGUUUCAGCAAUAGAUCGUGUAUGCGAUUAUA
This is a messenger RNA of Drosophila miranda, 9743 nucleotides long. RefSeq names its product flocculation protein FLO11 (gene Nuak1). NCBI's taxonomy places the organism in Eukaryota, Metazoa, Arthropoda, Insecta, Diptera, Drosophilidae. The record is from RefSeq and is a predicted model, not a curated record. Gene Ontology annotation, cellular component: cytoplasm. Gene Ontology annotation, biological process: protein phosphorylation; microtubule cytoskeleton organization; intracellular signal transduction. The transcript has 16 exons. The coding region runs from base 755 to 9289 and encodes 2844 amino acids. Gene Ontology annotation, molecular function: protein serine/threonine kinase activity; structural molecule activity; tau-protein kinase activity.